AUACCUUCUUUAUACCCUAUAAUCUCUUAAUCAGUUAAUUCAGAUCUUCGUCAAGAUGCGCACUGGAAUCUUUGCUCUUGCUGCCCUCCUUGUGAGCGGCGUCAUGGCCGGUGAGGGAGAAUGGCGCAAGGUUGAGCCCCAUACCAUGAAGGCCCUCCGUGAGCUCCGUGCCCGUCAGAACGGCGGCUCUUCCUUCAUCCCCGGCACCACCCAGGGCCGCGGCAAGAACUGUGUCGAUGCCUUUGGUGCCGGAUUCGAGCUGUGUGCCGACAGCAAGGUCUGCUACAACCCAACUGAGGGCGAUCUCUGCUGCUCUGAAGGCUAUCCCUGCCCACGAGGAAGCUUCUGUCUGACCAAGGGAUACUGCUGCCCCAACGGCCUUGACCCCAAGGAGUGUGCCAAACAGCACAACAUCGAGCUCCCCCCAACCUUCAGCAACGGCAACGGCAAGCCCUCUGGCGCCCCCUAUCCCACCGGCAGCACUCCCCCAACCGGCGCUCCUAAGCCCACUGGAACCGGAACUACUCCAACUGCCACUGGCAAGACCCCAACCGGCACUGGCAAGUCCCCAACCGCCACCAGCCCACCAAUCUACACCGGUGCUGCCAACCACAACGCUGUCCAGGGCGCUGCUGCCGCCAUCGUCGCUCUCGGUCUCGUCCAGAACCUGCUUUAA
Molecule: messenger RNA, 676 nt
Organism: Nannizzia gypsea CBS 118893
Lineage: Eukaryota; Fungi; Ascomycota; Eurotiomycetes; Onygenales; Arthrodermataceae
Exons: 3
Coding region: 56-676 (206 amino acids)
Source: RefSeq, a predicted model, not a curated record